UCAAGAUAGAAAUGUGUUGCUAGAUUACGCAGGCGCCAACAUAGUCGUUUUGUCUUGCAACUCACUUUUUGGAAAUAUUUUUGUUACAUGAUCAACUUUCUAGUGAGAUUCAAUCAGGCUGUCUCAGACAAGGUUUCACGAAUAAUAUUGAGGGUCUAUCAGCACUGUUUUGAUUUUUUUUUGUUUGCCUGUGUCCAGUGUAUGGAAAGAUUCCGAUAAGGUCUUCUCCAAGCAAACUUUUAUGGUGAACCCAAUGUAAUUAAAUGAUGACGAUUUAGUUUCAUGGAACGCCUAGCUUUACUUGUACAACUCCAAGAAAAACUCUAACCAUGGCCGGCAAUGAAGACAAGUGGAUCGCUAUUCAACACAAAACCUUUGUCAACUGGGCUAAUGAACAGCUCAGUUUAGGUAACAGGUCUGUAGAAAAUCUUGCAGAGGAUUUGUGUGAUGGUGUUAGAUUGGUAGCCAUUGUUGAAGCUCUUCAAUUUAAAAAAAUAGGGAAAGUUUAUUCGCAUCCAAAUGGAAGAAUCCAAAUGUUGCACAAUGUUUCCCUAGCCCUUCAAGCAAUCGCAAGUGACAAUGUUAAGCUUGUAAAUAUAGGCAAUGAUGACAUUGUAGGAGGCAACCUGAAAUUAAUAUUGGGCCUUCUCUGGCAUCUUAUCAUCAGAUAUCAGAUAAGUUCUAACAAGUCGGCGGUCCCACCCAAAAAGUUGAUGCUCUCCUGGUUUCAGAAUGCUUUGCCUCAGAUGAAUAUCUCAAAUUUCACUUCAGAUUGGCGCAAUGGCAUAGCACUACAUGCAUUGAUCAACCAUCUCAAACCAGGCUUGUCCCCGAAUUGGUCCAAAUUAUCACCAAAUGACAGCAUUCAGAAUUGUAGAACAGCUAUGCACCUUGCCAAAGAGCAUUUAAAUGUACCAAGGGUGAUCUCCCCUGAAGAUUUUGCCAGUUCUAAUCUAGAUGAGUUGUCUGCCAUGACUUACCUGUCCUACUUUAUUCGUAAAAACUCUCCAGGGUAUUACAACACACUCAACUGGGUUUGCAAGCAGCUGAAGACCACAAACAUUAGCAAUUUAAAUACUGACUGGAAUGAUGGGUAUUAUUUAUGUGGCCUUGUAUAUUCACUUGGUGGGGAAGUACCUGGUUGGCCUAACUUAAAUAGAAACGAUCACCUGGCCAAUUGUCAGCUAGGCAUUGACUGUGCUAAGAAACUUGGUAUUGAUCCUAUUUUAACUGCUGCUGAGAUGUCUGACCCCAACGUAGACCACCUGACAGUCAUGGCCUACAUUAGCAAGUUUCAGACAGUCACACCCAGGAAAAGUAAGGCUGAAAAAAUAACACUGGACUGUGACCUGAGGGAUGUAACUGUAGGAAACUUGUCUCAAUUCCUGGUGAAAGUUGCUGAUGAAGACACAGAUGAAACCAAAGUGAAGGUGUGGUUGACUGGACCUGCAUCCAGCCCUCCUGUUCAUGUCACCUGGUCAAAGGGGAUGGCUACAUGCACCUUUCAACCUAGUGAAGCAGGUCUUCAUAAGCUUUAUGCACAGUAUGAUGGUACAGAGAUACAUGGAUGUCCUGUGACAUUCACAGUCCUGCAUGAUUUGAGUAAAGUCAGAGUAACAGGGCUGCCUGAUCCAUGUCAAGUUGGCAAAAAUUUUACUAUAGAGGUUUUCUGUUCAGCUGACUUGCUGGACUCGGUAGAGGUGAAGUUGAAAAGUCCAAUAGGGAAUGUGAACAUGCUCAACAAAACAUCCACCACUGAUGGACUUGUGGCUUCUUUCAAACCUAGUUUACCAGGUUUAUGGACUUACCAAGUUCUAGUUGGUAACCGUGAAGUCAACUCUACAAGUCUACAAGCAUUUGAUCCUUUAAAAGCUUGGUUGACAGGCCCAGAGCAUGGUGUUAUUGGAGAGGAGGCUUCUUUCAAUGUCAACAUACGAGACUGUGGCAGUUCUGACCUAGAGACUGAAGUGGAAUUUAGUGGAGGUCGCAAAAUAGAAGAUGUGAAGCUUGUUGGGCAGUCCGAUGUUCGACAGAUUGUUUUUCUUCCAAAGCUGUCUGGUGUCUACAGAGUCAAAGCCACCAUAAGAGGAGAACCAGUGAAAGGCUCUCCAAAAGCUUUAGAAGUGGUAGACCCAGGACAAAUAGUUGUCAGUGGUGAAGGGUUAGUGAAAGGCUACAAAGGUGUGGAAGCCUAUUACAAUGUAAAUAAACAAGGGUUGGCAGGGGAGAUAGUAACAACAGUAGAAGUCUCAGGACAAGUGGUACCUGUGGUCAAAGAGACCAUUAGCCAGAAUGAGUUCUUAUUUCAUUAUGUCCCAUAUCUGGUGGGCACAUACAAGAUUGACAUCAAAUGGGAUGGUAAACAUAUACCUGGCUCUCCAUUUUCUGCUCAAGUGACUGACAAGUCCAAAGUGAUCUUCUUGACCAACUUGAAUGAAAUGAAAGAUGACAAUGACCACAUAGCAUUAGAAUAUGACAAGGAGGUGUGUUUGGAGUUUGAUGUCAGCAGAGCUGGCCCUGGUAAACUGACUGGAGAGAUUCUGAGUCCUGUGGGCAAAUUACCUGUACAUGUCAACCAUGGCUCUGACUAUGUCAAAGUGUCUUUUAAAUCACAGCAUGAAGGGGAUCACUAUAUUCAUCUAUACUGGUCAGAUGUUCCUCUUGAUGUAAGCCCACUUCUUGCUUACUGCCCAGGACCCCCAAUGCCACUGGAUGCAAGCAAAGUGGUAGUUGUCGGGCGAGGAGCAGAGAUGGCCAGAGCUACUGUACCGGCCAGAUUUGUAAUUGAUGGAAAGAAAGCUGGACCUGGUGUGCCUAAAGUCAGACUUCAAGGUGUGCAGUCAGAGCUAGCUGUACAGAUAAGGCCACUUAAGUACAACAGAUACCAAUGCAUCUAUACGUCAAACUUGCCAGGCAGCUUUCUCUUGUUUGUUUACUGGUCAGAUGUCUUGCUUCAGUCCUGUCCUUUUAAAAUUACUAUAACUUCCAGGGGAGAUGUUAGAAAGGUCAAAGUCACAGGAGCUGGUUUGAAUGGUGGGAUAGCUGGAAAUGAAUUAUCGUUUUGUGUUGACACAGUGGAAGCUGGACCAGGUGAAGUGACAGCUGAAUGUCACAGCCAUCGGCAGUCUGCACUCUGUGACCUAUUGGAAACCAGCACUGGUAUCUACACACUGAAAGUGUAUCCUGCUGAGACUGAAAAAUAUAUUCUACAAAUACGCUAUGAUGGUGUCCAAGUGCCUGGGAGUCCAUUCAUUCUGAGAGUUGGGGAUCCCCCUGACCCAUCAAGAGUAAAAGUCUUUGGACCAGGGAUAGAGGAUGGUCACAUUGACACCUUUGAGUCCAGGUUUCUUGUGGACACUCAUGGUGCAGGAGCUGGUCAGCUGGCUGUCAAGAUUCGUGGUCCACGAGGUGGAUUUAAAGUAGAAAUGAGAAGAGAAACAGAGAAUGAAAGGAUUAUUAACUGCAGAUAUGACCCAAGUGAGCCAGGCAGCUAUGAAAUAGCUGUCAGGUGGUCAGGUCACCAUGUUCCUGGUAGUCCAUUCAAUGUCAGAAUUGUUGAGACAAGAGAGGAGCUGAAAAAACUCAUUUCAGAAAGAGGCUACAGACCACAUGAGAAACAAAUGGGUUGGAAGGCAGAAAUAUAACAGGCUUAUGACAAUCUGGUCUACUUUUGGAGACAG
This is a messenger RNA of Biomphalaria glabrata, 3680 nucleotides long. Its product is annotated as filamin-A-like. The transcript is spliced from 24 exons. Lineage: Eukaryota; Metazoa; Mollusca; Gastropoda; Planorbidae. Gene Ontology annotation, biological process: actin cytoskeleton organization. Gene Ontology annotation, molecular function: actin filament binding. The coding region runs from base 330 to 3644 and encodes 1104 amino acids. The record is from RefSeq and is a predicted model, not a curated record.